Molecule: messenger RNA, 1806 nt
Organism: Spirodela intermedia
Lineage: Eukaryota; Viridiplantae; Streptophyta; Magnoliopsida; Alismatales; Araceae
Source: the annotation of a GenBank genome assembly
AUGGAGGUUCCCUUCUCAGACACUCUGCGAUCACAACCUAGAUGGGUUCUCCUUCUAUUAUCACUUGGCCUCUUCCAAGUCUCGAGGCUUUCUCUGGCCUUCCUCCGAUGGGUCUACACCUUCUUCCUCCGACCACCAAAACACCUUCUCGACUACGGCCGGUGGGCGAUUGUCACGGGGCCAACAGACGGCAUCGGAAAGGUCAUAGCCUUCGAGCUCGCCAGGCAAGGCCUGAGUCUUAUCCUCGUCGGUCGGAACCCCGAUAAGCUGAAGUCGGUGUCCGCGGCACUUCAGGCCGAGUUCCGGAGCGUCGAGGUCGUGACUGUCGUGUUUGACCUCGCUGGUGACAUCCCCGACGGCGUCCAGCGGCUAAAGAUGGCCAUCGAGAACCUCGACGUCGGGGUGCUCGUUAAUAACGCUGGUGUGUGUUAUGAUGCUCCCAGGUACCUGCAUGAGCUCGAGGAGAAGAUGUUCACCGAUUUAGUUAAAGUUAACAUGGAGUCGUUGACGGAGAUUACCAGGGCGGUGCUGCCGCAGAUGGUAAGGAAGAAGAAAGGCGCCAUCGCCAACCUCGGCUCCGGGUCUGUAGUGUGUAGUGAUCCUUCCAUCUUACCCGAUGUUCACUGUGUAUACUGCAACCAAAGGGUAGGCCAAAUUCAUUCUUUUUCGUCCAAGGUCAUCAUUAUCUUUAGCAUCUGCCACCUCUUGGCUUUCGCUUCAAUUUUCGUUUCAUAUUUCCUCUUUUCUUCUCUCUCUCUAUCUCUCUCUCUCUCUCUCUCUCUCUCUCUCUCUCUCUCUCUCUCUCUCUCUCUCUCUCUCUCUCUCUGUAUACCUACCUCGCGUGCGCUGUUACUCCGUUGUCAAUAUGCUUAGGAUUUAGUUUCCUUUACACUUUUUAUGUCUGCUUCCUCUUAUAUUUCCGCUUGCAGUUCUUCCCCCUUGUUUUUAUACAUAUUGAGACAUCUUACUUCCGUGUCUAUUCAUGAUCUUAUUCGGUCAUUACCCUAGCAAAUUUGUGUCCUUUCUUCCAAACUAUCGGCAACAGAUUUCGUAUUUUGUUCAAAAACUGAGUAACAUAUUUGACGGAGCGAGGCUCGAAGUUUAUUCAUUAAUAUUGUACAAGGUCUUUUCUGAUUCAUAUACUAAUUCCAUCUAAUUUUGUAUCAGUUACGUCGAUGCUUUAUCUAGAAGUUUGCACCAUGAAUACAAGAGCACUGGAAUUGACAUCCAUUGCUGGGUAAUAGUUCGUAUUCCAUAACUUUGUCCGUCUGUGUCUAUCUUGCUCGUAAACUAAUAUCUCUUUCCGAACAUUGAUUAGAUCUAUUUGUCUGAACUAGGUUCGAUAGGAAUGACUUAAUAUGUUUAUUAGUACAUUGCCCAUAAGACUAAGAAAGAAAAUAGGCGGGUACUUUGAACAGAUUAUAAAAUUUUCUAUCCAAAUAGCUAAAUAUAUGGCUUUCGUAAAACUAUCUAACCCUUUUUCCAACAUAUGAUAGAUGCACUAAGACCAGAUGAUCAUUUUGGUACUGUUAUUUGGUUUCCACUUGACAACUAUUGGUCAUUGUUUAGACUCCAGCUUAUCCAGGAACAAAAAUGGUCCCAGACAAGAGGCAUUCUUUUUUCAACUCGACACCAGAGGAGUAUGCACCUCCGGCCGUACGUGCCAUCGGCUAUCGGACCUCGAUCCUCCCUCACUGGAGGCACUCUAUGUUAAACUAUCUUGCGAAACUGGCACCGGAUAGUAUCCUAAACGAAUGGUUUUUAGGUGAUGCACUGAAUCAAAGGGCAAAACAUUCAUUAACGUGA